AUGGCAAUCACGACGACCGGAGAGAAACCCCAACCUCGCCCAGUUGAGCUUGAGCAUGUCGACACGCGGACUGCGCCUGGAAAGAGUGAGGCCGCUAUCGAGGCAGCAAAUAGAGGACAGCUUGUGACAGGCUAUGAGCACCUCACCGUCUUCGAGACCAUCAAAACAUUCAAGCUUGCCACUCUGGUGUGCUUCGCAAUGGCCUUUAGCGCUGCCACUGAUGGGUAUCAGAUUGGGAUCAACGCGAGUAUCAUUGCCAACAAGGGAUUUGUGGCUCAAUUUGCAACGCAGACAUCCGCGGAUGGGUCUCCCGCUCUUGCUUCCCCGAUCCUCAGCGGUUGGAGUUCCAUCAUGUCCUGCGGCCAAAUUAUUGGUAUGACGAGCUUGCCCUUCUUGUCGAGCCGAUAUGGUCGUAAAGUCGGCAUGUACUCGUACUGGCUUGUGCUGGUUGGCAGUGUAAUUGCCGAGUCAGUAACCACGGUCUGGCAGGGCUGGCUAGUCGGCAAACUCCUUGCAGGAAUUGGAGUCGGCUGCGUCCAGUCGAACGUUCCCACGUAUAUCUCCGAGGUGGCACCGGUUCGGAUUCGCGGUACUUUGUUGAUGGCUUACAGUUUGUGGUGGACGCUGGGUUCGUUCUUCGCCCAGGUCGCUCUGCAGCAUCUCUCGCGCAGUGACCCCACGGAUUUCCGAACCCCCAUUUACACGCAAUGGGCCCAACUCGGACUGAUGUUGCUAAUAUAUCUUGUGGUACCGGAGACCCCGGCAUGGUGUGUAAACGCCGGAAAGCUGGAUCGAGCCAAGAAAGAGCUCCUGAAGCUACAUCGAGGAGUGGAAAACUAUGAUGUGGACCAUCAGUUGCAGGUUUUGGUGAUGUCCGCAGAACACGAACGCGCCUUGGCAGUCGAACAGCGCCGGGAACAUUGGUAUGAAAUAUUCCGCGGAACUAACGGACUGCGGACGGUCAUCUCGUUGUGGACGAACAUGUCGCAGCAAUUCAUUGGAUUGACUCUGUUCGGAACGUUUGGGACGUACUUUUUCCAGCAAGCCGGUAUCGACGAUCCCUUCCGAGUCAAAGUCAUUACCUCCUCAAUCCAAAUUGGCACAGUCCUUGUGCUAGUCACGGUUGUCGACUUCACGGGGCGUCGGCUGCUCGCUUGUAGCGGGACCACCCUGUCAUGGCUGUCGUGCAUUGCUAUUGGGAUCAUCGGAGUGGCGCCGGAGGUAAAGGCGUCCACGUAUAUCUUCGUCAUGUUUGCCUGUUUCUGGAAUGUCGGACUCGCCGCAAAUGGCGCCACUGGCUGGGGCUACAUCGGCGAAAUCUCCUCCCAACGCCUGCGACCGUAUACCGCCGGCUUCGGCGCUGCAUCAACCUGCGUGAUCGGAGUGAUUAUGAACGUUCUGGUGCCGUACAUGACCAACGCGAAUGAGUGGAACUGGGAGCUGAAGACGGGAUGGUUCUAUGCGGGGGUUGGUGCCCCUUUCGCACUUGGAAUGUGGUUUCUGAUCCCGGAGACUACCGGACGAUCCGCGGCGGAAUUGGAUGAGUUGUUUGAACGCAGGAUCAAGCCGUGGAGGUUCCACAAAACGAGAACGGCAACACAACGCUUGGUUCAAGAGGAGGCCCACUAG
Aspergillus mulundensis is the source of this 1629-nucleotide messenger RNA. Its product is annotated as putative MFS alpha-glucoside transporter. The record is from RefSeq and is a predicted model, not a curated record. Bases 1 to 1629 code for a protein of 542 amino acids. Lineage: Eukaryota; Fungi; Ascomycota; Eurotiomycetes; Eurotiales; Aspergillaceae. Gene Ontology annotation, cellular component: membrane. Gene Ontology annotation, biological process: transmembrane transport; carbohydrate transport. Gene Ontology annotation, molecular function: carbohydrate:proton symporter activity. The transcript is spliced from 4 exons.